CAACGCGAGAUUACGAUGAGCCCUGACGAGACGAGAGGGGCCUGGAUGAAGUGAUAUUUCUGUUGUGAUUGACACACUGGAUGUUGCGGUAAUCUGUCAGCCGAUGCUUAUUCCGUGAAACCAUUUGUUGAACAUCGACCACGAAUGCUCGGCUAUGUGUUGUUGGCGGUGUGACGUGAGGAGGCUACAAGGAGGCAAGCCCAUGACACCAUGAGUCCUCCAGCCCUGCCCGCGGUCUUCUGCUGUUGUCACAGGAAAAUCUGGUUGCAUUCAGCAGCCGGAGGCAAACACAUCUCUAGUUUCCACCCAGUUAUUAUCUGCCCCCGGAAUGAUCCUAUGGAAGGACAAGCAUAAUGAAUAGAUACACUACCAUCAGACAGCUUGGGGAUGGCACCUACGGCUCAGUCAUCCUCGGCCGCAGUCUGGAGUCAGGAGAGCUCGUUGCCAUAAAGAAAAUGAAAAGAAAAUUCUACUCCUGGGAAGAAUGCAUGAACCUCCGGGAAGUCAAGUCCUUAAAGAAACUUAACCAUGCCAAUGUGAUCAAACUGAAGGAGGUAAUCCGAGAAAAUGAUCACUUGUACUUUAUAUUUGAGUACAUGAAGGAAAACUUGUAUCAGCUAAUGAAAGACAGGACUCGGUUGUUUCCUGAAUCUGCUGUAAGAAAUAUAAUGUUUCAGAUACUACAGGGGCUCGCAUUCAUUCACAAACAUGGUUUUUUUCACAGGGACAUGAAACCUGAGAAUCUUCUGUGCAUGGGCCCAGAGCUGGUGAAAAUAGCCGACUUUGGGCUUGCCAGAGAAAUCAGAUCUCGACCACCAUACACAGACUAUGUCUCCACUAGAUGGUACAGAGCCCCAGAGGUGCUCCUCAGAUCCACAUCCUACAGUUCACCCAUAGACCAGUGGGCAGUCGGCUGCAUCAUGGCAGAGCUCUACACCCUCAGGCCUCUUUUCCCAGGCUCCAGUGAAGUGGACACCAUAUUCAAGAUUUGUCAAGUCUUGGGUACACCAAAGAAGAAUGAUUGGCCGGAGGGCUACCAGCUGGCAAAUGCUAUGAAUUUCCGUUGGCCUCAGUGUGUUCCCAGUAAUCUGAAGACACUGAUCCCAAAUGCCAGUCCUGAAGCCAUCCAUCUGAUGACAGACCUGCUCCAGUGGGAACCCAAGAAGAGACCAGCUUCUGCCCAGGCUCUCAGGUACUCCUACUUCCAUGUGGGCCAGGCUUUGGGCACUCCUCAGCAGAUCCUGGAGCAGGGCAGACCUCAGCCAGGCCUUGUGCCACUGCAGGCUCCUCUGCAGUCACAACAUCUGCAGCAGCAACCCCUGCUGCUAAAGCCCGUGCCCCCCUCCCAGCCUCCACCUCCAAACCAACACUGCUCCCCCUCCAGGCCUCUCCAGCAGAUCCAGCCCUCCCCAGUAUCUGCAGCUGCCCAGGCGGCAGCGUACCAACGGCAUGCAGAGCUGGUGCGAGAGCAGCAGCCGAAGCACAUCCUGAAGCAGGAACAGAGAGACGGAACGCCGCAGAGCCAUCUCCCUUACAUUGUUGACAAAAGUCUCCAGGGCAAGCAAUCGAGACAGGAGUCGGAAAAUUCAAAUCUCUUGAGCUAUCAGUUGAAACCUAAAGGAGGGCGGCGGCGUUGGGGCCACGGGACAGGACACCUUAAGGGUGAAGACUGGGACGACUAUGAAGAAACUGAUCUGACAACCAUAAGUAUUCUGGGGAAAAGUAACUUCUCCACAGAGAAGUCGAGGCAGGGGGACGAUGCACUGAGCAGAUACGGAAAUGUCCUGGAUUACAGUCGACCCAAAGGAAAGGAAGAUGCACCUUUAAACCUGAACAAGACGACAGCCUACCAAGAGCCAUCAAGAACCGCAUCUGCUAAACAGCAUUACUUGAGACAGUCAAGAUAUUUACCUGGUAUUAGUACAAAGAAGAAUGUGGCCAUUAAUGCCAGUAAAGACUAUACUGGAAGCCAUCUUUGGGGCAACAGUAGUAUUCCAUUUGGAGGGACUCUGCCGAGCAGAGGCGCUCAUGGCACAAAUACAAUCCCAGGUGGAUACAUGCCAUCAUUUUACAAGAAAGACCUCGGUUCUGCCGGUCACAGAGGACAUCAGGGCACUUCACUGGAAUCAACAGCAACAAAUUAUGCAACAUGGCAGUCAGGCCGGAGUCCGAUGAACACCUCUGCCAACUUGUCACUGACUAAUAAGAGCACCGCUGGGCUGCUGCCUCGGCCACCAGUACAGACCAUCCAUGGGCGAACAGACUGGUCUGCCAAAUACGGACACCGCUAGUGCCCUCGCCGGAGCUCCGAUCUUUGGCCUGGACGAGAGAUCUGCGCUCCUAAGAACUCUUUCACCUCCAAAGAGUAGGCCUAGUUGUUUUAUAAUCCAAAUCUGUACAUACAUCUUACACAGCAAUAAUUUGUUUUUUCAUUAUGUGUACUAUGGAUGUUGUGAGUUGUAAGAUAAGUGUUUGUGUAAAGCUAAAUGCAGCCGGCCAAAAUUUGAGCCCAGACUUGCUCCUCAGUGUUUUAUUUUGUAUUUCUGUAACAUAACUACUGUUCGACAGAGGGUACACCUGCAGCCUCAGUUUGUAUAAGAAUUAUCAUUGAAUGUUGUUCACCGACCUGUAUACAUAAUAUGCAUAUUAUACUGUAUGUUUAUAAACUUCACUGUGACUAUGUUUUGGCUAACUCAUUAGAUUGGCCUCUGUACAGUGCAGUCAUUUUUUUCUACAUUCCUGCUGUUUUUGUUUCAUGAUGGUAGCCUCGCUAUUCAGGUAACUAUUAUUUGUGCAUCGAAAUUCAAGGAAGUGCUUUAAUUGAAUGAAUACAAUGCAAGUGGUUGCCACUCUAUACAAAUAUAUGUUUUAGUUUGAGAAGUAAAAACCUCCUUGGCCAGAUUGAGUGUGAUUCAUGAAUUGCCAGUAUAAUUAAACUUUCCACUGGGUA
This is a messenger RNA of Acanthopagrus latus (yellowfin seabream), 2950 nucleotides long. RefSeq names its product serine/threonine-protein kinase ICK-like. Gene Ontology annotation, cellular component: cilium; cytoplasm; nucleus. Gene Ontology annotation, biological process: intracellular signal transduction; protein phosphorylation; cilium assembly. The coding region runs from base 354 to 2291 and encodes 645 amino acids. The record is from RefSeq and is a predicted model, not a curated record. Gene Ontology annotation, molecular function: ATP binding; protein serine/threonine kinase activity. Lineage: Eukaryota; Metazoa; Chordata; Actinopteri; Spariformes; Sparidae. The transcript is spliced from 14 exons.